AUGACAAUCUAUAUGUCGACUGAAUUUACACCUUUGAAAUCUGAUGAAACUCAACUAUUUGAAUUAGCUCGGCUAUGCAAUUUAACCAUUGAUGAACGAAUGUUCAAAAUCAUUCUCGAAUUACUCAAAUUGAAUAUUAAACCAGAAGCGAUUAUUCAAGUGUUGAAAGUCUUGGCCAAACAAACUUCAACAUCAUCUUAA
Adineta ricciae is the source of this 201-nucleotide messenger RNA. NCBI's taxonomy places the organism in Eukaryota, Metazoa, Rotifera, Eurotatoria, Adinetida, Adinetidae. The record is from the annotation of a GenBank genome assembly.